AUGGAGAGCAGCGACCGGGACAUGUACCGCCAGUUUCAGGACUGGUGUCUCAGGACUUACGGGGACUCAGGAAAAACCAAGACGGUGACCCGUAAAAAAUACGACCGGAUCGUCCAGCUCCUGAACGGCUCCGAGUCGAGCUCCACGGAUAAUGCCAAAUUCAAAUUCUGGGUCAAAUCUAAAGGCUUCCAGCUCGGCAACUCGGACGAGGUCAGUGGUGGUGCUGGAGGAGGGAAGCAAGUGCUGUACGUGCCAGUCAAAACCACGGAUGGAGUAGGUGUAGAUGAGAAGCUGUCUUUACGGCGGGUGGCCGUCGUAGAAGAUUUCUUUGAUAUUAUCUAUUCCAUGCAUGUUGAAACUGGGCCCAAUGGAGAACAAAUCAGAAAACAUGCUGGACAAAAGAGAACGUAUAAAGCAAUUUCAGAGACCUAUGCCUUCCUACCGAGAGAAGCGGUGACACGAUUUCUAAUGAGCUGCUCAGAGUGCCAGAAAAGAAUGCAUUUAAACCCAGAUGGAGCGGAUCAUAAAGAUAAUGGAAAACCUCCAACAUUGGUGACCAGUAUGAUUGAUUACAACAUGCCCAUUACUAUGGCUUAUAUGAAACACAUGAAGCUACAGCUACUAAAUUCACAGCAAGAUGAGGAUGAAAGUUCUAUAGAAAGUGAUGAGUUUGAUAUGAGCGACUCAACUAGAAUGUCAGCUGUAAACUCUGACCUCAGCUCAAACCUGGAGGAGAGAAUGCAAAGUCCUCAGAACCUCCAGGGCCAGCAGGAUGAUGAUUCAGCCGCAGAGAGUUUUAAUGGCAAUGAGACCGUGGGACACAGUUCCAAUGCUUCAGGGGGAACACACUGCAGGGAGAUGGCAGAAACCAACAGUAAUGGCAAAACAAAUCUGGAGCAGGAUGAGCAGCCUCUGAACCUGAGUGACAGUCCCCUCUCUGCUCAGCUGACUUCAGAAUACAGACUAGAUGAUCACAGCAGUAAUGGAAAGAACAAAUACAAGACUCUCCUAAUUUCUGAUCUCAAGAUGGAACGGGAGGCAAGAGAAAAUGGAAGCAAGUCCCCUGCACAUAGCUAUUCAAGCUAUGACUCUGGCAAGAAUGAGAGUGUAGGCAGAGGUGCUGAAGAUCUGUCUCUGAAUCGAGGAGAUGAGGAUGAGGAUGACCAUGACGAGCAAGAAGAUCCUGAGAAGGUUAAUGAAUCAGAUGGGGUAGAAGCUGAGCGACUGAAAGCUUUUAACAUGUUUGUCAGGCUGUUUGUAGAUGAAAACUUGGACCGAAUGGUCCCAAUCUCUAAGCAGCCCAAAGAAAAGAUCCAGGCUAUCAUUGACUCAUGCAGGCGACAAUUCCCUGAGUAUCAAGAGCGUGCCAGAAAACGCAUACGUACUUACCUCAAGUCCUGCAGGCGGAUGAAAAGAAGUGGUUUUGAGAUGUCACGACCUAUUCCCUCACACCUUACUUCAGCAGUUGCAGAGAGUAUCCUGGCUUCCGCCUGUGAGAGUGAAAGCAGAAAUGCUGCAAAAAGGAUGCGGUUGGAUAGACAGCAGGAUGAGGCUGCUCCAGCUGACAAGCAGUGCAAACAGGAGCCAUCCCAGGUCACUUACUCAACAUCAGCUGUUUCCAGCACGCAGGAGGUGCUGUACAUCAACGGCAACGGGACCUACAGUUACCAUAGUUACAGAGGGCUCGGAGGUGGGCUGCUAAAUCUCAAUGAUGCUUCUAGUAGUGAUCUGCAGCCUACCUCCACCACAGCCACAACUCAGCACUGCAUCCCAGGCACCACGAACGUCCAGUCCCCUUCCAGCUCAGGUCCAACAGAUCUCAGUAUGAAGAGGCAGUUAGCAACCAGCUCUGGAUCCUCCAGUAGUUCCAGCUCCAGACCCCAGCUGAGCCCGACUGAAAUAAACGCAGUGAGGCAGCUCGUGGCGGGGUACCGAGAGUCAGCCGCGUUUUUGUUGCGCUCUGCAGAUGAACUGGAAAACCUUAUUUUGCAGCAGAACUGA
Messenger RNA from Pyrgilauda ruficollis (rufous-necked snowfinch), 2001 nucleotides. RefSeq names its product nucleolar protein 4 (gene NOL4). The transcript is spliced from 12 exons. NCBI's taxonomy places the organism in Eukaryota, Metazoa, Chordata, Aves, Passeriformes, Passeridae. The record is from RefSeq and is a predicted model, not a curated record. Bases 1 to 2001 code for a protein of 666 amino acids.